This is a messenger RNA of Octodon degus (degu), 554 nucleotides long. It is a transcript of the gene Lsm8, whose product is annotated as LSM8 homolog, U6 small nuclear RNA associated. Lineage: Eukaryota; Metazoa; Chordata; Mammalia; Rodentia; Octodontidae. Gene Ontology annotation, molecular function: RNA binding. Gene Ontology annotation, cellular component: U4/U6 x U5 tri-snRNP complex; U6 snRNP; precatalytic spliceosome. Gene Ontology annotation, biological process: mRNA splicing, via spliceosome. The transcript has 4 exons. The record is from RefSeq and is a predicted model, not a curated record. The coding region runs from base 221 to 511 and encodes 96 amino acids.
CGGAAGCCCUGCGGAAACACCACGCACGCGCCCUAAGAGUCCUCACCUGGCUUCCGGUUUGGGCGGCGGGCCCCUUUCAGUUUCCGACUCCAGUCAGCGGCAGCCUGGCAAGUCUCGCGGUAUUUGUUGCGGGCGGCUGGCGCUAGCCAGCGCUUAUUCGGGGCGGGCCUUUUUAGCCGCUUUCCCGCGUCUGCAGCUCGGAGUCUCCGGGCUCGGCAACAUGACGUCCGCCUUGGAGAACUACAUUAACCGAACUGUUGCUGUUAUUACUUCUGAUGGAAGAAUGAUUGUGGGUACACUUAAAGGUUUUGACCAGACCAUUAAUUUGAUUUUGGAUGAAAGCCAUGAACGAGUAUUCAGCUCUUCACAAGGAGUUGAACAAGUGGUGCUAGGAUUAUACAUUGUAAGAGGUGACAAUGUGGCAGUCAUUGGAGAAAUUGAUGAAGAGACAGAUUCUGCACUUGAUCUGGGGAAUAUUCGAGCAGAGCCUCUAAACUCUGUAGCACACUGAGGAAGAAUGGCAUUCACUACACAUCUGUAUAUCUUGUAUAGAA